UGAAGCCGUGUACCCUAACCCUUGUAGCGGCUGAAGUUACACCCGCCUGCAGGGAAGAGAGCAAGUCAUUUACGCGUCAAAAGCUGACGUGACGAACACCAAUCCGAAUGCCCAGAAUAUUAGAAAACAUCCAUCUUCCUGCCAGACACACUACACAACCUAUUCUCGCCAUUGCAUCGCCGAUUCUGCAGAGCUUCGCAUAGUAAAGCCGUUGAACUUUGCGCAAAUCAUCUCCUUCUACGACACCCUAAAUUGGACUUUUCCGCACUCAGACCACGACACAACCGCUGCCAUGGCAGCCAAGCUCGACUCCCAGACACUGGGACUCGUCUUUCAGAGCCGACCCGACAUUUUGAAGGGCAUCCAAGAAGCUGCUGACUCUCCCGCGCGCAUCGAUCUUUUCAACACCAUCGCAUCUUUUGUGUACGAGAGGAUAGCGAACAGCACAUCCGAAGAGCCAGCGACGAAGAGAAGACGUGUCGAAGCACAAACAACCGGUUCCAAUGGCGCAGCUCACCCGAUUGCGGGCUCACAAGCGGCAGUGCUCGGUGCAGACGCCGCCGCCGCCGAGCCAGUACUCCUAGAGAUCAAGGAUAUCUCCAUUUCCGUGCCCCAGCGCAAGAAGUACGACUUGUGCUUCACCAAGAACUUUCUCUACGCCCGCGCUUCAGGCUCUCCGGUGCCUGUACAAGGCAUCGUGUAUCCCUGGAAAGACAUUGAACACGCCUUCUACCUCCCCGUACCCGACAAGUCCCAAGUCCAACAUAACUACGUCCUCCUACCGCGCAACAGCUACCUACCGACAACCAAGUCCCAACAGCCCGCCGACCAGCAAACCCAACAAGCCACAGCGCCGCUCGAGCCGCUCGUCUUCACCAUCCCCUCUACCGCGCCCAAGCCAGGCACCAUCACGGGCCCCUCGGCCGCCGCCGCCGCCCCCGUAUCCGACAGCUACGCGACGCUCUUCCACUGGGCUUUGACCACAUCGCUGCGCUGCGCCGGCAACCACGCGUGCGAGCUGGUCUCGUCCGACCCCAAGGUGUUCCACUCGGUGGCGCGCCAGGCGUACCGCCCGCAGGAGAAGGCGGUGCACGUCAAGGCGUUCCGCGGCAGCAAGGACGGCUUUCUGUUUUUCUUGCCGACGGGUAUCCUGUGGGGGUUCAAGAAGCCGUUGCUCUUUUUGCCGCUGGACAAGAUUGUGGCGGUUAGUUAUACGAGCGUGUUGCAACGGACUUUCAAUAUUGUGGUGGAGUUGGAAGGGGUGGAGGGGAGUGAAGAGGGAGGGCAGGAGAUCGAGUUCAGCAUGCUGGACCAGGAGGAUUAUGCAGGGAUUGACCAGAGUUAUGUGAGGAGGCAUGGGCUGGCGGAUCGUAGCAUGGCGGAGCAGAGGAAGGCGAAAAAGCAGCUGGCGGAGAAUGCGAAGAAGGCUGCUGCGGGUGGUGGGGAAGAUGGCGAGGGUGGUGGUGCGGAUGGGGAGGCUGAUGAUGGGUUGACGGAGCUGGAGAGGGCGCAGAAGGAAGAGGAGCAGAGGUUACAGGAUGAGGAGGAUGAGGAGGAGGAGGAUUAUGAUCCGGGUAGUGAUGGGGAUAGUGAGGGCUCGGGGUCGAGUUCCGAGGAGGAGGAGGAGGGGGAUGGUGAAGGAGAGGGUGAUGAGGAUGACGAUGAGGAUAUGGGCGAGGGAUUGGAAGGUGAAGAAUAGCCACCUUGGAUUUCAAGCAUUUUAGUCUUUUUCUGGGAGGUGUUAUCAAAAGGAUAAUUCAUUACGAAACCAACAUAAAGAGGUUCUCUUGGUUCGAAUGCCAUCAAAUCGGCCGUUACUUGAAGACUGAUAGAGUCUGGUAUAGCAUACUGUCUGCAGAGUCUUUGAACACAUACAAGAUUUCAACAAGCAUGUGAUUUGCUCAUUGGUCUUUGACAAGU
This is a messenger RNA of Neurospora tetraspora, 1920 nucleotides long. RefSeq lists its product as uncharacterized. The transcript is spliced from 3 exons. Bases 293 to 1699 code for a protein of 468 amino acids. The record is from RefSeq and is a predicted model, not a curated record. Gene Ontology annotation, molecular function: nucleosome binding; histone binding. Lineage: Eukaryota; Fungi; Ascomycota; Sordariomycetes; Sordariales; Sordariaceae.